AUGCCAGAAGCAUUCAUCCCACGAAGCGAAAGAGCAGCUUCGAGGUUCUCUUUUAUGCCAACGAUCGAACAUCUGGAAUGCUGUCGCCAUAGCCAAGAAAAUAAAAUUAGAUGGGCUGGACAUGUGAUGCGUCUUAACGGCAAUCGUUGGACAGGAGCUGUGAGUGAAGUCAUACAUGUUAUGGAAGCAAACGCUUCACUUAGAUCUUCUUGGAAAAACCCCCGUGAACGUCUAAAGAAGCACUUACGAAAAGCGGCCAGCAGUCAUUCUCUUAACGGAUCACUGGAAAAUGUUGUGAAGAUUGCAAAUGGCGCUGAAGAAAAUCACGAAGUGAUACAUAGCUGCGUGGUGUCAUCGAGAAGUAAUCCUUUCAAGCGGUCUUCCCCCGUGAAGAAACGGAGACGACAUGAAGACGAAGAAAAUCUUUUAUUUGAAUCAUCCGUUGCUUGGGAUGACUCUAAUGCAAAUGACCCGUUCUCAAAUGAAAAAAUGUUUCGCAAUCGUAAGAUGAAGAGCUUUGGUUCCCAACAUUUUCCUUUGAGUGGAGACCAGCCUUUUGAAAACUCGUUUGCGACUGGUUUUUCCGACAUAUUUCUCUGUGAUUUUUCUCACUCGGCAAUAGAACACACUGCUCAUUGUUCCGAGAAGACUCCUGUGGAUCUACGUCUGGGCACGAAAUUGCGAAUCACAGCUAAAAAACCGUUUUUAUGGAUGCGGGACGUAAGCGCUUCAGGUAGCGCUGUCGUUCGAAUAACAGGACAACAACGUCACGAAGGGCUUCGCAACUUCAUUAAUGCAGUUUCAAAUGAAUUCAAUUCAUCGCUUUCGGAAAUCCCUUCUGAUCUGUCACCCUUAGCUGUUCUAGAGUCAGCAUGUCUUUACUGGCAAUUCCCCUGUUUUCCUUGGUUGCCUACUUAUCCCCGAGCAGAUUCAUUAGUUAAUGCCAGCUCACUGAUUAAUCAUUCGACGCCUUUAAUUUCGCACAGCUGUUUAAAGGAUCUUGAAAUGCAGUGGAUUGAAUGUUUUGAUCAGCUUUUCCUAUCAUGGAAGAAGGGCGACAGAAAAAGUUUCUAUAUGUCGUGCUGCUCAUUUACUGUGCUUUUCACAAAAAUAAAUUUGGACGACGAUACCGUGUGCACGGAGGAUUCUUCGUCAUGUUUUCAAACUUGUGGUGGUCUUCGACAUAUUGUUAUUGUAACUCCCAGCACAUCUGGUUUUAGACAGUAUCUGAAGAGUGAAGGGAUUGAGUAUGAAGUCGUCAGGAAGAAAACAACUUCAAGCGAUAAGACAUUCACAUCGUUCCAACCUCUUGAUGAGAAAUCUUGUUCAAAUGACGGGUUGCAAUGCAAUGAAUGCAACGAUGUUGAAUCAGUGAACAUGCCGAGUUCGAGUGGGACCCAAAAAAAUGCUUCUGCAAUUGAUAGUGGAGUGAGUCCUGAGAAAGCCGACGUUUCCGGAGAUAACGAAUGGCUGGAGAAUAUUGGAAUGUCACCAGGAAACACAGCUAAGCUUAAGAGAUAUAAGUCCAUAGGAUCGGCAUCCAAUGUGGCUAACGAUAUCGCGCUUACUAGAACUAGUGUAGAUGAUGCAGCGGCCAUAUUAGUCAAGGGAUCACAUGUGCAAACGCUAUACAAUUUGAUGCAGACGUCUAAAGUAUGUCGCUCUAUAAUAGGACCUCAUGCAAACAUCCCACCUACAUUGUUGUCGUCUAGUCCAUUUCUAUACGCACAGCUGCAAACACUGAAGAAAUCGUCACAAGUAAUUCGAAAGAAACAUUUCGAAUACAUACUUGAACUAGAUGGUGGUCCCAUCAUGCCACACACUAUACCAUUGGUUGUCGAGUUUGUUCGUCGAUGUGGAGUUUGCGAUGUGGAGCCAGCGACUAUACGUGUAAAUGAUCGAGUGAUUUGUAACGGCUUAAAUGACAUGGAUUCUGAACUAUAUGACUGGAAUGAAAUAAGAGUCGAUAAAGAGAAUGUUUGGUGGGAUAAAACAUGA
Messenger RNA from Necator americanus (New World hookworm), 1998 nucleotides. RefSeq lists its product as uncharacterized. Gene Ontology annotation, biological process: nuclear DNA replication. The transcript has 17 exons. Lineage: Eukaryota; Metazoa; Nematoda; Chromadorea; Rhabditida; Ancylostomatidae. The record is from RefSeq and is a predicted model, not a curated record. The coding region runs from base 1 to 1998 and encodes 665 amino acids. Gene Ontology annotation, cellular component: nucleus.